AUGAAUUUCGAUGAAUUUUCACAAUUUCUGUCAUCACCACAAUCUUAUGAUUUUAUUGAAAAAAUAAAAAAGAAAACAAUACCAAAAAAAAGGAAAACAGUUCAUAAGCAUCUUCUUAAUACAAAUAUACUUUUAGAAAAUGAUCCUUCUAAAUUGACAAUGAGGCAAAGAGUAUUAAGGCAGAAAUUUCAAAAUAAAAAAGAAAGCAUGGAAAAUUUAGAUUUACUAAGUUCAGGUUUAGAAGCUAAGCUUUGUAAUAAAAAAAUAAAAAAAAGAAAAAAUCAGUUUAUAAUUAGGUUACCAGCAUUUACAAAAAUGAGAUUUGAAUGUGGUAAGGAAAACAUUUUAGAACAAGAUAAUGUAUUAACAAAUUCUUUUAAUACUAGUAUUGUUUUAUAUUCUGGUACACAGCUAUGUUUAUAUAACAUUUUCCAAUGUCCAUUAAUUAUCCCAGAAUUUAAAUUAACGCUUGAAGAUUGUGAUAUUUUGAAUUGCAAUGAUUUAAUAUUACAAAGUGAAAAUAAUGAAAUAUCUUACAAUGACACAUGUUUUGAUUUAGAGUGUUUGAGUUUUAAAAAUGCAAAAAAUGAUAAAUUGCAAACAAUGCAUAAAACAAGAAGAAUUCUUUUUAAGGAUUGUAAAAAAAAGAAAAAUGAUGCUUGCCUUUACAAGACAGCAUUCUAUUUAUCAAAGCUUGAUAAUAUAAAAACACCUGAAAAACAGCUUGUAAAAAAAUGCUUGUACUAUAAUGAUAUUUUAAUAAAGACAUGGAAACGAAAAAAAUGUAUUUGUAAAGUUGUGGGAGAAGUUAAAUGGUUUAUUGAAUUUUUAGAAAAAAACAAAAAUAAUUAG
This is a messenger RNA of Vairimorpha ceranae, 852 nucleotides long. RefSeq lists its product as hypothetical. The transcript has a single exon. NCBI's taxonomy places the organism in Eukaryota, Fungi, Microsporidia, Nosematidae. The coding region runs from base 1 to 852 and encodes 283 amino acids. The record is from RefSeq and is a predicted model, not a curated record.